Messenger RNA from Geosmithia morbida, 2211 nucleotides. RefSeq names its product Zinc finger, C2H2 type. Gene Ontology annotation, molecular function: DNA-binding transcription factor activity, RNA polymerase II-specific; RNA polymerase II cis-regulatory region sequence-specific DNA binding. NCBI's taxonomy places the organism in Eukaryota, Fungi, Ascomycota, Sordariomycetes, Hypocreales, Bionectriaceae. The record is from RefSeq and is a predicted model, not a curated record. The transcript is spliced from 3 exons. Bases 1 to 2211 code for a protein of 736 amino acids. Gene Ontology annotation, biological process: regulation of transcription by RNA polymerase II. Gene Ontology annotation, cellular component: nucleus.
AUGGAUGACAGCGGCAACAUGUCAUAUGGUAACUCUUCCUGGGCCACUACCGGCACCGGGAGCGACGAGUAUUUCUUCAAUAUGCUUUUUGGGACCGACGAACCGACGGACCGGUCAUGGAACAGCCCCACGUCUGCCGACAGCCAGCAGCUGUCUCAGUGGGAGGACAAUAUCGUCAUGCCGCCUACCGAACCUCCUGCAAAGGACGACGAUGCCAAGUCGGAAUGCUCAGCUUGCGACGGAGAAGACUGCCCAUCGAACGCCUGCCCUAGUGAAUGCGGCGAAGACGGCCAUGGAAGCGUGUGCUGUCGCGACGAGGACUGCGACUCCAACGUUGCCGACCGAGUCUGCUCCGAUGGAUCCUGUUCCGGUGCCAGAGACCCUUGCGAACAAGAGGGCUGCGAUCCACGCCGUCCCGAGCUUUGUCUUGGUGAUGCCUGCGAGGGUGCUGACGAUGCUUGUACGCAUAAGGAUUGCGAGUCACACCCUCCUGGCUUCUGCCUGCGUGGCGCAUGUGAGGCUAUUGGUGAUGCUUGCACCCACAACGGCUGUUUCGGUGACCCCUUGCCAUCUUCGACGACUGGAAACGGCACCGAGGCAGCCGCAGCCGCCGCGGCGCUUGCAUCCUUUGGAGACAUGUCUGGCGUGAACUCGUUCGCCGGCGGAAGCCAGCUUCAAGCGUUUGGCAACCCUGCCUUUACCUUCGACCCGACGACUCAGCCGUUUCCAAGGCAAGACGCCAGCGAUAUGCUGAACUGUAUGGGGCCGGGAAGGACCGACAAUGCCGUGCUUGCGAGGGUACCCCAGGCCUUCGCCGCGAACCCCCAGGGGCCAACCCAGAACGGCUACCCAUGGCCCAACAGGGAGCUGCUUAGCCAUCUCAGGGAUUAUCAUGCCACUCCUCACAACCACUCUAACCAUACGCGCCCCUGUCUUGCCGACUACCCGAAUCUUGCGGGUGCCAAAUGCACUCUACCUACACAGGUUUUUAGUCAGCUCGAGACCGGUGACGUUGCUGGCCAGAGCUCGCCGUUUCAGUGCGGAUUCUUGGCCCAGGACCCGGCCAUGUUCGCGGAUCAUGUCGUGUCUCAGCACGGGGAUCUCCUGCACCAACUCCCGGAUAGCGUCUUCAACUUUUCUCCCUCAGAUUGGAAAACAUUUAUGCAAAAAGCUGCUGAAGACUGGCAACACCACGGCUUUGGAGAGCUCAACGGUACAAGCCAGGGAGCCUGCCAGCUUCACGAGCACAGCCACGGCCAGAACCAUCAUGGCUACAGCCAUCACGAUCACAGCCAUCACGCCCACAGCCAUCACGCCCACAGCCAUCACAACCACAGCCAUAGUAAUAGCCAUGCCCACAUCCAUAGUCACGCACAUCUGCCCGCCAAGGCGGGGACGGACACGUUGGCACAGACGACCAACCCACCCUCACCUGCAUCAAUGGUCUGCUCUGGCCAUCAGCUGCCGACACCAGAUUCGGCGCUCAGUCCUACCUCUCUCUCGCCCUUUGGAAACCGUAGUCUGGAGAAGCAGGAGUUAAAACCGGACUACUCAUCGGCAAGCCAGUCGUAUGGCCACCACAACGUGUACCAGUGCUCCUGGACAGACUCUCAGACGGGCCACGCGUGUAACCAAAACUUCCAAAAUAGCGACGACCUAGACGCCCAUUGUAGAGAAUACCACACCAAGAUGCUGGAGAAGGGUACCUGUGGAUUCCGCUGCAUGUGGCGGGGUUUCAAACCUUUAGAGUGCCCCAUCUGCCACAUGCGGUUGUCUGCUAAGCAAGCCUUGGAUCAGCACAUCAGAACACACACAAAUGAGCACCCCUACGCGUGCACAUAUGAAGGAUGCGGCAAGACCUUUAAGCAGCAUAGCGCACUCACCAUGCAUAUUCGGACCCACACAAAGGAGAAGCCCCUCAAGUGUGAAAUAUGCGGUGCGGUGUUCACUGAGUCGUCGAACUUGAGCAAACACCGCCGGACGCACUCCAAGUCUGGCAACUUCGAGUGCGAUUUCUGCCACAAAGACUUUCAUAGGCUCGACCAGCUGCGUCGUCACCUCAAGACGACGCACAAAGAGUAUGACUCGGAGACUAUUAGCAAUGUCAUUGAAAAGGCACGGCAUUGGCGGAAAAAAGAGGAACAUGCCAAGAGAUCCGGCGGUAUGGACGAUUUGUCUAUAUCGUCUGAUAAUCUCUAUAUUAUGCCAUGA